Molecule: messenger RNA, 1878 nt
Organism: Miniopterus natalensis
Lineage: Eukaryota; Metazoa; Chordata; Mammalia; Chiroptera; Miniopteridae
Gene: RAB39A
Product: RAB39A, member RAS oncogene family
Biological process (GO): Rab protein signal transduction
Molecular function (GO): GTP binding; GTPase activity
Source: RefSeq, a predicted model, not a curated record
CGCGAGCGAUGGAGACCAUUUGGAUCUACCAGUUCCGCCUCAUCGUGAUCGGGGACUCCACCGUGGGCAAGUCGUGCCUCCUGCACCGCUUCACCCAGGGCCGCUUUCCCGGGCUGCGCUCGCCCGCCUGCGACCCCACCGUCGGCGUGGACUUCUUCUCCCGCCUGCUGGAGAUCGAGCCGGGCAAGAGGAUCAAGCUGCAGCUCUGGGACACGGCGGGGCAGGAGCGGUUCAGAUCCAUAACUCGAUCUUAUUACCGCAACUCAGUCGGUGGAUUUUUAGUAUUUGACAUUACGAACCGACGAUCUUUCGAACACGUGAAAGACUGGCUGGAAGAAGCCAAAAUGCACGUACAGCCGUUUCAGAUUGUAUUUCUGCUAGUGGGACACAAAUGUGAUUUAGCUUCACAGCGUCAAGUGACAAGGGAAGAAGCUGAGAAGCUGUCAGCAGACUGUGGUAUGAAGUAUAUAGAAACCUCAGCAAGGGAUGCCACAAAUGUUGAGGAAUCCUUCACCAUCUUGACAAGAGACAUAUAUGAGCUCAUCAAGAGGGGAGAGAUUUGUAUUCAGGACGGCUGGGAAGGGGUAAAAAGCGGGUUUGUUCCGAACACUGUGCACUCUUCUGAGGAAGCAGUGAAGCCCAGGAAAGAGUGCUUCUGCUGACUGCAGACGUGCCGAGGAGCUACCAAGAACAGGCGGGAGUCGUCUCAGGACUGGUACCAACAUGAACAGGAAAGCGAUGCAAUGAAAGCAUUAAAAAAAGUGAUAGGCCCAUGUGAACACUGUUUUGCAAGGUGUUCGAUCUGGAGCACUUAUGCUUACUUGUUACACCGCAAGACUGGGUAUUUUGCUAAAGUAUCAGGCAAAGCAGACAACUUUUUCUUGAAACUACCAAAAUUACCCCCAUUCUCACUUUGUUAGUAUAUAGCUGAACUUAAUGUCCAAAUAUGUCAAUAUAACUCAUUUUUCUUGACAGUUUGAAAUGGAGUUUUUGUGCACAUACGGUCUGAUUGAAAAGAUUUUAUCAGGAAUUACAUUCUCUUGAGUUCACUUAGUAACAUUGGAUGGUAAAGUAGAUUUAAGAAUGCGCCGUUCACUUACAAAUUAAACAAUCUCAGAGGUAUCAACUACGCUAAAGUAGCAGUUCCUUCUUUAAGGUACCAGGUUUUUAUCCAUUCUCUGAAAUAUUUAUCUUCCCUUAAUUUUGCCGAACAUAAGAAAAUUAGUUUUGUACUCAUUUUUGUUCUCUGAUUUAUUGCUCCUGAAAAUUUUAUGGUUUUUGAAGCUAUGCAAGGAUCCAAGCAAAAUAUUUUAUUGCAAAUAUUUGUAAAGAUAAAAACAAAGGACCACUUAUGAACAGAGGUUUUGAUGCUAUAAUAUACUGUCCUUAUUCAGACAAGAAAAACAAAUGUAUUUCUAUACUGACAUUUUCAAAAAAGUAAAUGCAGUUUACCUUGAACUAUUGUCAAAAUUAUCAAUAUAGGUAAAUAUAGAAUGCUUUUAGUAAUAGCUUUUUUGCCCAAGUAAAUUUCUAAAUUUCCCCAUUUCCAAUACAACAUGAGUGUAAGAAAGAUUUUUCUGGUUAGUUGGUUAGACGUUUGGUACAUUUAGCAUUCAAUUUCUAUUUUACAUCUCAUCAGUAAAAGUAAAGAUAAAAUCAUGAAUCAAGGCUGCAAAAUGACUUUUGAGUGUCUUAAUUUUUAACUUACUGGUUAAAUUCCCAUCCGGGUAGGGACAUUUUGAUGCAAUGUCAAAUUUUAUAUAAUAUACAUUUCUAUUCUGUUCUGUAAACCAUUCCUAUUACAAAGGGGCACCAUGAAGCUGCCUUUUUGGAAUCAUGAGGUUUUUACUGUUAAACUGUAGUAGCUUCAUUUUUUUU